Molecule: messenger RNA, 865 nt
Organism: Manduca sexta (tobacco hornworm)
Lineage: Eukaryota; Metazoa; Arthropoda; Insecta; Lepidoptera; Sphingidae
Product: translation initiation factor IF-2
Exons: 8
Source: RefSeq, a predicted model, not a curated record
AUGGCAUUGAAUUUAUUUCAAGAAGUUAUUUAAAAAAUUCCGCUAUUUGAAAAGACGCCGUGCAUGUGGCAUGGAGGCCGGUGUCGGGCGACAGUCGCGUCUGUUGGGCCGGCUGCUCGGCAAGCUGCGUGGCGACCAUCACAAGUACAACACGCUCGACAAACGCUUCUCUAUCACCUCUAGCGGCAUGAGCGAGAGCACCGGCUGCGGGAGCACCAAUGACGAUGAGGAGAUGGAGCUGGGCGCAGGCACGGUGCCGCCCAUCUCUUCCAGCGCACCCAUCGACGACGGACAGUUUGCUGCCAAUAUAGAUCUCAGGUACGGAGGACAAUAUCUGACGCCGGAGCAGUUGCCAGAGUUCUGUGACCAGCUUCAUCACCUGGUCGAGGUUAUCAGAAACAUACAGUCUUAUGCGAAAGUCACGGGGGAGUAUCCAAGUAAACUAGAGCGCCGUUUGGAAGAGGAGGCGCGCGAGGUGUCAGCACUGGCGGCGGAGGCGCGCAACGCUCGGGAGGUGGUGGCUCGCGCGCGCACUCAGCGCCGGGCGGUGCGCGCGCAGAGGAAACAUCUCACCGCGCAUCUCGCCAGUCUGCGGGAGACUGAGGUUCGUGAACUGGAAAGCACCGUGCGGCUGUCGGAUAGGAAACUGUACAAGAGUUGGGAGGUGCUCAAAGACUCCACCGACCCUGUGGUCUUCGAACCUUUGCUCGAUGAAGUUAAGAACAAGCAAACGGCACUGGAAUGUCUCGUUCGUUUGAUAGAAAGCCGACAGUCUGCUCUCGCUCGCACAACAGCGCCACCACAACCGUUACCUCCACCGGAACCGAGGGACAAUGAAGACACAACAGCUACUACAGGACCCUAC